This is a messenger RNA of Acanthamoeba castellanii str. Neff, 1110 nucleotides long. Its product is annotated as KH domain containing protein. The record is from RefSeq and is a predicted model, not a curated record. The coding region runs from base 1 to 1110 and encodes 369 amino acids. The transcript is spliced from 4 exons. Gene Ontology annotation, cellular component: nucleus; cytoplasm. Lineage: Eukaryota; Discosea; Longamoebia; Acanthamoebidae. Gene Ontology annotation, biological process: regulation of gene expression. Gene Ontology annotation, molecular function: mRNA binding; protein binding.
AUGAGCAGCACGACGAGCAGCGCCAACGACGGCAGCCUGACGGUGGCCGCCCUCCUGAACCAGAUCAGCGAGGUGCAGAAGCUCCUCGCAGAGGGGCGAUCGGUCGAUGAGACCGAUGACUGGGGUGAUUCGGCCCUCCAUGCGGCCGCCCUCAAGGGCCGCCUCACCGUGGCCAAGCUCCUCAUCGACAAGGGCGCCGACGUCAACAAGACCAACAACGCUGGCUCUACGCCCCUCCACAAGGCCGUUGUGAGCGGCAAUGCGCACCUCAUCGAGCUCCUCAUGCAGCACGGCGCUGACGGAGAUCUGCGCAACCACGCGGGCCUCCUGCCCGAGGACUACACCAAGAAGAAGAGCCUUAAGCUCAUGGUCCUCGGCAAGUCCGCCGUCGAGAUCAAGGUGCCCGUCCCGCGCGCCAUGCGUGGCCUCGUCAUCGGCCAGGGCGGCAAGACCCUCAAGCGCAUCCGCACCGCCAGCGGCGCCGACGUCGCCUUCCCGCUCGACGAGGAGGUGGAGGAGGUCGUCAUCCGCGGCCGCGCCGAGGCCACGGAGAAGGCCCGCGAGCUCGUCGAGGAGAUCGUCAACAAGCGCAAGGAAGUCGAAGCCGUCAGGGAGGCGAAGGAGAAGGAGUUCUACAGCGGCGACUACACUCGCAUCACGGUGAGGGUCCCCAAGCACCAGCACAAGCUGAUCAUCGGCGCGGGCGGUAAGACCAUUCGCGAGAUCAUCAAGGAGACCGGCGCUAAGAUCAAGAUCCCCCCCGGCGACGACGACGAUGAGGAGGUCGUCAUCGAGGGCUCGCCCGAGGCCGUCGACCAGGCCGCCGAGAGGGUGACCAAGGCCACCAUGUUCCAGGAGCGCGACAACGCUGGCGGUGGUGGCGGAAGAGGCCGCGGCCGUCCGAGACGUGAGGAGGGCGAGGAGUCCGGCGGUUACGGUGGUGGUGACCGUGAGGAGAGGAGGUUCGGCGAGGGCGGUGGCGGUAGGGGCCGUGGCGGCGGUGGACGCGGUCGUGACCGCGAGGGCGGCGAGAGGCAGGGGUCCAACAUCACGCUGGCCUCCUUCCUCGUGCCCUCCCGCAGCGCCGGCCGCAGGCGUGGCGACAACUGA